Exaiptasia diaphana is the source of this 1141-nucleotide messenger RNA. RefSeq names its product release factor glutamine methyltransferase. Lineage: Eukaryota; Metazoa; Cnidaria; Anthozoa; Actiniaria; Aiptasiidae. The transcript has a single exon. Gene Ontology annotation, cellular component: mitochondrion. The coding region runs from base 81 to 842 and encodes 253 amino acids. The record is from RefSeq and is a predicted model, not a curated record.
UGUCGCCUUCAUUCAGACAUCACCAACCGGCGAAGCGUCCACGUUCAUAGCGCAGCAAAAGGCACAGUCUGUUCUACACGAUGGAAGCACCCAAUCCACUAGCCUUAAUGGUCGAAGAGAUGAAGACGCGGACACCAGAAAAACGCCAAAUCAAGAACCUUGGAAGGACCAUCUGGCAAUUCCCAAGUGUAUUUGACUCGGAAUUUACCCAGCAGGGUUGUGAGUUUCUGGCCGUUGAAGUCAACCGGGUUGUCAAAGAGGAGUUGGCGAACAUUGACAAUGAUGAUCACUUCGACUUCCUCGAGAUAGGGUGCGGGAAUGGCAAUAUUUUGAUAGAAGUCGCCUGCAACCACCGCGAUAACUUGCACAUAUGGGCAACCGAUAUAAAUCCAACUGCUGUAGAGAAUACAAAAGAGAACUUGACGCUGCACGGCUUGGAGAAUCAAGUUAAUGUUUCCACUGGAGAUGUUUACAGUGCAUCAGACAUCAAGGAUCGUCACUUCGAUCUMAUUUUUUGGAGUUUUCCAUUCGUUCCGUUCGCUGGGCCCAAUCCACAAGAAAAGCGAGCUUUGAGUCCCCUGGAGCGAGGUCUAGUUGAUGUAGAAUACAAAGGCUUGCGGGAAUUCCUCUCGGGUGCCAAGGACCAUCUCAAGAAAAAUGGCCGGCUGUUGUUCGCGUUCUCGUUCAAAAUCGGCUCGGAGGACCUCUUGAAGAAGAUCAUGUCUGAAACAGGGUGGGGCUACAGGGUGUUGUCAGAGGCCGAAGCAGAGCUAAAAUUCACAACUCAGCCGUUGAGCAUGACUAAUGAUGUCAAGCUGCUAGAAGCAGUGUCCCUGGAGUGAUAAACUAAAGAGAAGAGAACUGUCACCACAUGACUCUAGRCCGCAAAUGAUCGUUAAGUUUGUCCAAUAGCGCUUGACCAAUAGCUUUAAGACAAUAGAUCAAAGAGAUAGCUGGAAAGUCCAUUAUUUAAACAAUUUACACUGUAGUGGUGUUGCUAUAGACUCAAUAACUUAUCGAUAGGCGUAUUCUUAUUGUAGUAAUCUCGACUCGACGACCGUGAGAGCGUCGGUCUGACUUGCAUUCCUCUGUAACAUGCAUAAUAAGUCGAUGUGAUAUCAAUAAAUUGUCAAACAUCCGA